Molecule: messenger RNA, 1576 nt
Organism: Drosophila virilis
Lineage: Eukaryota; Metazoa; Arthropoda; Insecta; Diptera; Drosophilidae
Gene: Irk3
Product: Inwardly rectifying potassium channel 3
Biological process (GO): regulation of monoatomic ion transmembrane transport; potassium ion import across plasma membrane
Cellular component (GO): plasma membrane
Molecular function (GO): inward rectifier potassium channel activity
Source: RefSeq, a predicted model, not a curated record
GUCAUUCGGUCAGUCAGUCAAACAACUUGAGCGCGCUUCGGCUACGUGGACUGCAAUCUAAUUCAAUUAAAAAUUAAAACGCAAAUCUACGCGACAAGUGAAAUUGUUCCGUCGAGCAUCUGACGACGAGAACACGAGCAACGGCAAUUAGACAAGAAAAAAUCUCAGUUUCUGUCCAUGCGUGGGCAGCCACACAACAAUGAGCUCAGUGGACGCCAGCGAAAAUCUUGAAAUGAUUCGCUCCACAUCGAUGCCUGUGAAGCCAAGGCCGUUGAAUCCCAAGCCGUUGGCGCGAUCGCCCGAAAAGGAGACCGUCAAUGAUACCGAAGCCGACUACUAUCCGGAGAGUCCCAGCUGUGUGCGGCGACGCAAGUCCAAGCAGGCCGCCGAUCAAUUGGAGACGCGCAGCGAACAAAACUUUCCCUAUACCCUCGACUGGUCGGGCAGCACCAUUGAGCUGAGCCCCGAUACCGAUGCGGAUGGGCUGCGGCGCAGCAUGCAUCGCGUGAUGGAGAAGAAUGGACAUGAGAAUGUGGUCUUUAGGCGCAUACCAGAGAAGUCCUGGCGCUAUAUGCGCGAUGCUGUCACUACGCUGAUCGAAUUGGAAUGGAAAUAUAUGCUGACACUUUUCCUAGGCAGCUACUUUCUUAGCUGGAUCUUCUUUGGUGUACUAUGCUAUAUGGUGGCCUAUUCCCAUGGCGACUUCCUGUUCGAUGCUGUCACGGGCCAACGUUUGGGCGAGGGCACGGAUCCAUGCAUUUAUGGUACACCCAAUCUUGUGGCCAUGCUGAUAUAUUCGGUUGAGACGCAAACAACGCUCGGAUUUGGCGAGAAAUACGCCAGCGAGGAAUGCCCGGAGACCAUAUUUCUGUUCGUCAUGCAAAUGAUGUGCGCGGCGGCCAUUGAGGGCACCAUGGUCAGCAUUAUCUAUGCAAAAACGGCUCGUCCCGCCAAGCAAUUGACCAAGCUCAAGUUCAGCGACAAGGCUGUGAUUUGUUAUCGCGAUGGCAAGCUGUGCCUGCUCUUCCGUGUCUGCGAUCCGCGCGAACAACAGUCCAUUGAGUCCAAGAUACGCGUCUACAUGAUUGUGGACAAACUCACGCGCGAGGGCGAGCUCAUUAAGACGCACACGGAGCUGAAGCUGGAGGGCAACGGGGAGCAGCUAAUUGUCUGGCCCGACAUUGUCUGCCAUGUGAUCGAUGAGAGCAGCCCGUUGUUUCACUUUGGCAAUGCCAAACAGUUUAAUGCCGGACAAUUUGAGCUGUAUGUUACGAUUGUGGGCACAUCGCCGGCAACGGCACAAAUGACCGAGGCGAAGACAUCGUAUGUGCCGCGCGAGAUUUACUGGGGUCAGCGCUUUGUCAACAUCAUCCACUACGAUGCCAGCCACGAGCGUUAUAUUGUGGACUACGAGAACUUCAAUACGACCAUCUCGGUGGACAUGCCCGUCAGACUAAGCGCGGCGGAGCAACUGCAGCAGGAGCAGCAGCACCAGCUACAAUUGGCAUACAGAAAGUGAGCCUUAAACAAUUACUAUGUAUCUAUAUAAUAUACACGAUAAAUAAUGCAGCAGUAA